Molecule: messenger RNA, 1032 nt
Organism: Laccaria bicolor S238N-H82
Lineage: Eukaryota; Fungi; Basidiomycota; Agaricomycetes; Agaricales; Hydnangiaceae
Exons: 3
Coding region: 1-1032 (343 amino acids)
Source: RefSeq, a predicted model, not a curated record
AUGACACUAAGCGACGACUUUAGCACAAAUCGCCACGUCGUAGGCUUUGAAAGACCUCUUGAAAUCGUACUUCCCCCACGUCGGCACCCCGAUCUCUGCUUCGACGACGGAAACAUCGCUGUGCUUUCUGGGAGCUACUACUUCAUCAUUCAUCAAGGCCUCGUCUGUCGACACUCUGCCCCUCUGGCAACAGCGAUCAAGGAGCUCAAUUGGAUGGUCCCGUCGCUGAAGAGUUCUUCUUGCUUCAUAAGGUCUACCUUGACUUACAAGAUUAAGGACUUUGAGACCACUUCGGCGAUUCUACGGCUGUCGACAAAAUACGAAGUCGACCACCUCCGCAACGACAUCAUCCGUAUCAUGUCUCCAGUAUGGCCUAGGACCCUCGGGCAUUGGGAGUUUAGAGAAGCUGAAGCUACGAAUCAAGCUGGUUUUUACGAACCGCGUUCGAUAUACCCUCAUCCAUUACUGGUCAUUAACCUUGCACGAGAGGCAAAGGCACCCGAGCUUCUCCCGUCAGCUUACUACGACCUCUCCCGCUGUUCUCCAAGCGACAUCGUUAUGGGACACCCCGCCUCGCCCACCGACGCCGAGCGCCAAUUUCUCCACGACGAUGACGUGAUGAACGUUUUUCGCGGUAAAGAACACGUCGCGCGCUUUUUGUCCAGCUUCAUCGUAAGCCACCUCGAGGGCCGAGGAUCUUCUGUGAGCUGCAUUUAUCGAACCGAUCGACUCGAGAACAGUGUGGAAAUGAUGUCUCAACGUACUUGUCGAGCGUCUUUCGAGGCUAUCACUUUUGAGAUGGUACGUGACGUCAAUGGCGUGGUUUUACAUCGGACGACGGACCCGCUUUUCGCGAUGAUGGAUGCGGACCUGAUGCAGACGAGGAACGGUCCUCACGGAAGAAUCAAUGUUGCCUUUCGUGCUUGUGAACCGUGUCGGUUGGAGUUCUCUGCUGCUGUGGAUGCUGCUAGGGAAGAGCUGUGGCUAAAUUUGCCUGAUUGGUUUAGCGUCGAGCUGGAGUCUUGGCCUUGA